UUACCCACAGACGCAAGGUCGGUCGUGUCACCGUUGUUAUUAUUAUAGUGAACCAUUUAAAACGAUCUUCUUUCCGUAACAUAACACUUAUUAAUAUCAGUAAAUGAAGAAUCAAUUACAGGUGCGCGAGGGGUCAAAGUAAAUCGGUCGAUAAGCAAGUAAAACGCCCACAGAGUGAAUAUCCACGCCGCCAUUGGUAUUGCGCGCGCGUCGCUAGACACAUUUGUUUUAUUUUCAAAAGAUUUCCGUCCAUAACUACGACUUUCGUUUGUUAAGUGCAGUGAACUGUGUUCUAUUUCUUAAACUUCUUAUUGGAUUUAUGCGGAGUUACGAAUGACAAAGUUGCAUAAUGUCUUUAUCGACGAGUCGUCAACAAUUCCUAGCGUAUGAAUCUCAUAGAGAACAGGAUAUACAAUAUGGAAGAAAAGGAGGCAUAUUUAUUUCAACGUGCAUAUGCAUCAGCUUCAUUAUCUUCGCAGUAUUAACAGCUAUACUUGUCGGCAUAAUUGUAUACUAUAUUACAUAUUUUAGGGUGUCACAACAAACUGGGGAGUAUUGGGACGAUGCUGAACCAUUUGGACAAUCUAGUUCACCAUCACCAGACCUUCGACUUCCCACCUAUGUAGUGCCAAGUUUCUACAGAUUAAAAAUCAAAGCAGACCUGGAAAACUCCUCAUUCCAUGGAGAUGUUUACAUAACUAUAAAAGCUAAUAAAAAUGUUAAAGAAAUAAUUCUACACUCAAAGAACCUCAGUAUUAAGUCAAAUGUUACCUUAACUGAACAAAUCUAUGAGAAAGUUGAAACAAUACAUACAACAAAAAAAAUAAAAAGAGAAGUAACAAAUGCAACCGCGGAAAAUAAUAAUGUAACAACAGUCAAUAAUGAAACUUUUGUAUUUAAUAAUACAGAAGAGACAUUUAAACCUAUAACAGUCGGAGCUCAUUACACAACAACAACGCAACCAAUUGAUACUCAAGUGACGCAUAGUCAUGUGCGUAACAUCAAAAUUACCUCUGUCGUUUUAGCUUCUGGUGAUAGACUUAUUCUGUCCCUCGCAUCAGCCCUCACACCCGAUGUGGAUUAUACAUUACAAUUGUCAUUCGAUGGUGCUAUACAAAAUUCAUUAACAGGCUUUUAUAAAAGUACUUACACUGAAAAUAAUGAAGUCAGACAACUUGGAGUCACUCAGUUCGAACCAACCUCAGCCAGAGCAGCAUUCCCAUGUUUUGAUGAACCAGCUUUCAAAGCAAAGUUUGAGAUCAGUAUUGGACACAGACAGAAUAUAUCUGUUCUAUCCAAUAUGAGGGUUGCCACUCAAGAAACAAUUGAAGAAGAACCAGGUUGGCAAUGGACCCACUUCGAAAGAUCUGUAAAUAUGUCCACAUACCUUGUUGCGUACGUCCUGUCGAAUUUCAAAAACUUAGAAACUAGUUACCUCAGUAAAGAUAAUGUCACGAAGCCAAUCCGUAUUUGGACGAGACCAGCUUUACUAUCCAAAGCAAAUUACGCAUUGACAAUUGUUCCCAAGCUAUUAUCGUUUUAUGAAGAUGUUUUCGGAUUACCUUAUGCUUUGGAUAAACUGGACUUGAUAGCGAUACCGGACUUCUCCAGUGGAGCGAUGGAGAAUUGGGGAUUGAUCACAUUUAGAGAGACGACUCUGUUGUUCGACGAGAAGGAAGGCAUCCCGCGGGAGAAGCAGAACGUGGCCAUCGACAUCGCCCACGAGCUAGCUCACCAGUGGUUUGGGAACCUAGUCACCAUGCGCUGGUGGAACGACCUCUGGCUGAACGAGGGCUUCGCCACCUACAUCGAGUACAUCGGCGUCGACCACGUGAGCCCGGCGUGGAGCUCGCUGCAGGCGUUCACGCGCGACAAGAUGGACCUGCUGCGCAGCGACGCGCUGCGCAACACGUCGCCCGUGUCGCGGCGCGUGCGCGACGCGGCCGAGAUCGCGCAGAAGUUCGACGAGAUCUCGUACUCCAAGGGCGCCAGCCUCAUCCGCGUGCUCAACCACACGCUGUCCGCCGACCUGUUCCGCAGCGGCCUGCUCGCCUACCUCGACGAGUGGAAAUACCAAAAUGCUGAAGAAAACGACCUCUGGAAUGCGAUGUCGAAUGCGACAAAAUCAGACCCCAAUUUCAAAGACCUGUCCGUUGUGGAGUUCAUGAACACGUGGACCAGACAGCCGGGGUACCCAGUUGUCAACGUGCACAGAAAUUACACCACGGGAUCUGUCAUUUUCCAGCAGAAAUUAUUUACAAGCUCAAAAGAUGGCAUCAUUAAACCCGAUCGACUUUGGCAUAUACCGAUCAGUUUCACCACCUUGGACACACCCACUAGCAACUGGACAACUGGACCGAAACUGUGGCUGAAAGAUAGGACUAUCACUACCACUCUACCAUUGAAUGCCACGCAAGCUCUGUACGUCAAUGUCGAUGCUAUAGGCUACUACAGAGUAAAUUAUGAUCAGAAGAAUUGGGAGCUCCUCAGCGCAGGCCUCAAAUCGGGCGCCGUCGACAACCCGAUACUGAAAGCGCAGCUCAUCGACGACGCCUUCAACCUGGCCAAAGUGGGCCAGCUGAACUACAGCUACGCGCUCGGCCUCACCACGUGCGUCAUCGACGGAGAGGACUCCAGGAUCGUAUGGGAACUGUUGCUGAACAACAUGGCCUUCUUGAAACAUAACCUACGAGCGACUUCCGGUUAUACUUAUUUUCAGGAUUACAUGAACAUAAUUCUCAAAAAACAAUUGGAGCGACUGAACUACGGACUAGACCAGCCCAAGGACGACAACGAAUCGUUCUUGGUGGAGAACCUUGUGGUGUGGGAGUGUCUCAUGGAAUCUCCGCGCUGUCUGCAGUGGGCACGACGACUCUUCGAGGACUGGACCAGCAGACCAGAUAUGAAUGACAAUCCCAUACCAAACUACCUCCGUUCUCUCGUCUACAACAUGGCGAUCAAGUAUGGCGGACGGAGGGAAUUCGACUUACUGUGGGACAUGUUCGAGAACUCAACGGACCCGAAUGUUAAGAGUUUGAUAAUCAGCAACCUGCCGAGUACAAGGGAUGAAUCGUUACUGAAUCUGCUGCUGGAGCGCUCGCUGGGCCCGCUGGGCGCGCAGUUCGCCACGAGCGCGUGGGGCGCGGAGCCGCCGGCGGGCGCGCGCGCGGCGCAGCGCUUCCUGCUGCGGCACUUCGCGCGCGUGCAGGCGCGCUUCGCCGCCGUGGACGCCUUCUCCUUCCAGGCCGUGCUCAACGGCGCCUUCGGGUUCAUGACGGCGCAGGACGAGCUCGACCGCAUGAAACAGUUCGCGUUGAAACACAAGGAGGAGUUGAAGCCGAUGUCGCAAACCUUACAGAAAAUAGUCGACUCUGCGACUUUACGCAUCAACUGGAUCAAGGAGUACUCGGAAGGGAUCAACCAGUGGUUCAAAGACUACGUCAUUGCUCACAAGGCGGAUAAAUCGAAAACAGCCACGGCAACACCAGGUUUAACAGGAAAUGACACCUUCAUUAAUGAAACCGAAACGAUUACAACUUCUAGUCCCUAACCAAUGCUAUGCAAUAAUUAAGACCCAAAUGGUACAGAUUACGUUUUUUUGGCGAUAAAAAUGUAAGUAUUUUCAUGUUAAAGUACGUUAAUAAUAAACGGCUUAAUAAUAGUAGUUCCUAAUGAAAUUACAACGAAACAUCAGCGAUUUAACCUAUUAAUGUUGCUUGGGGAGUGAUUCGUUACAUAAUGCCGUUUUAUUCUUUCUAAUGUGAAAUCUAUGAUGAGAGAAAGAGAUAAAUCUAUAUUUAACUAAACACCCGCUAAACAAUUCUUAUAAGUAAGACCGUUAAUAAUAAUUUAUAAUAAUUCAGGUGUUUUAGUUUAAUAAAUUAUAUGUUUAUUAAAAAAGACCUUUUCAAAAGAGGCUUUUAUUUAAUACAUAGACUACAAUGAAUGAAACUUAGUGUACUAUUUUAUUGUGAAAAUGUGUGUGUAACGUUUCAGCUCAAUCGGGUACUGUUCAAAGAUUUUACAGAAACGUACUGAUAAGUGUAGUUAGAUAAAAGCUUGUAGAGAAGGUCCUAUCAUGACAUAACGCUAGAAAAGAUGAAGAACCAAAAUGUGUUGCCAUUGAAAAAAAUAAUUAUUUAUUAAUUUUUUAUUGUCUUGGAAAAAAAAUAUUGAAUUAAAAUUAUCUCACUUUAGAAUAAAAUAUAUGGUUUGUGUUUACUUUAGGUUUUAGUUUUCUAUUAAAAGACAAGGAACAAAGUGUUCAAACGUACUUACAUAAAAGUGUUCUUAACAUAAUAAUUUGUUAAUUUCAAUCGAAUCUAUGUAGAUAUAAAUGAAUAUACUAGCAUUUAUUUACAAAGUGGUGUA
Messenger RNA from Vanessa tameamea, 4371 nucleotides. RefSeq names its product aminopeptidase N-like. Bases 350 to 3550 code for a protein of 1066 amino acids. The transcript has 15 exons. Gene Ontology annotation, cellular component: cytoplasm. The record is from RefSeq and is a predicted model, not a curated record. Lineage: Eukaryota; Metazoa; Arthropoda; Insecta; Lepidoptera; Nymphalidae. Gene Ontology annotation, biological process: proteolysis; peptide catabolic process. Gene Ontology annotation, molecular function: metalloaminopeptidase activity; peptide binding; zinc ion binding.